GAACCAUGUCGAAUAAAGUGUUGUACGCGACAAGUGUCGCCUGCUUAGGGUUUGUCUGCUUUGCAGUCGGCAGCACAGCUGUCGGGCUACCCUUAUGGGGGUACUACAGGAGCAUAAGCGGACACGGUGAAGAAAACGGAUACUUCGGACCCUGGAACGUCUGUAAAAGACUACUCUACAAUCGCGAAAAAUGUGGGCCCGAAGUGUCAAAGUUCCACCCUUCGGUGGCAGUUUGGAUUGCAGGCUUGGUUGCAGCGACGAGUGUUGUUCUUCUAGGUGUAUUCAGCAUCCUGAGUGUUCUGCAGAUAGCCCAGAUAACGUCCAAGGACAAGAUCGUAUGUCAGUAUUACGUGCUGGUCGUCCUCAAAUUAGCCAUAGUCCUGCUUUCGAAUUUAUUGACAAUUGUGGCUGCGUGUCUAUUCGCUCUACAGACAGAUGAUCGUGACAAUAAUGGAUUUGAAGUUACGAGAGGCGAGUCAUUCUACAUUCAAAUUGUGCUGAUAGUGUUAACUUUCGUGCUUUUAAUCCUGGCGAUUUACGACGUCCUAUUUUCACGCCGGAAAGGUGGUGAUCCAACAUCAGGACCUGAUUUAUCAGGCGAUAAUUCUACCACGUUUAACAAUCCAGGUUUUCGUGAUCAGAGACAUCGACCGGGCGUUUCUAUGACUGACGCCAGUGGCAAGCCGUACCACCCGCGUGACAACAACGGAAGUCUGGUGUCGAUGAACACGACAACGACGGCGGCCUCUUCCAACGGUUCGAUGCUCGAGUCUUCCAUAACGCGAUCCCCAUUGAGAUCAUCGCUCAAGAAACCCAGGGCGAGCAAUAACAAUGGCCUGGGCAUUCCAAAUCCUGGCUUCUCGGGCUCUGGUCAGUCGCCCGUCAUGGGAAGGAACGGCAGCGUCAAGAAGGUUCGCAUACAAACCCACAGCACCGAGGUUUAG
This is a messenger RNA of Ctenocephalides felis (cat flea), 944 nucleotides long. RefSeq lists its product as uncharacterized. The record is from RefSeq and is a predicted model, not a curated record. The transcript is spliced from 6 exons. The coding region runs from base 6 to 944 and encodes 312 amino acids. NCBI's taxonomy places the organism in Eukaryota, Metazoa, Arthropoda, Insecta, Siphonaptera, Pulicidae.